AUGAACAAUAAGACCCCUAUUUCAGUCGUGACAGAUGGGGACAAAGCAAUGAGUAAAGCUAUUAAAACGGUUUUUCCAAAGUCUCGACAUCGUUUAUGUGUGUGGCAUCUUGAAAGGAAUGCUUUUGCAAAUCUACAUGAUAAAGUAUAUGAAAGUUUUAUUAGGUGUAUGGUACGAUAUGUUACACCAGAUGAAUUUGAAGACGUGUGGAAGAAAAUUGUCGACAAUCACAAUUUACAUAACCAUGAAUGGUUGCAUGAAAUGAGUACACAACGUUGUGAAGCCAUGAAUGCAUUCUUGAAUAGAUUUUUGGAUAGGAAGACUAGGCUUUAUGAGUUGUUCCAGCAAGUUGAUAGAGCACUUUCACGUAUUAGACACAAUGAGAUGGGGGCAGAUUUUUCUUCAAAUUAUAUUGAACCUAUUCUGAUUACUGGGUUAGCUGAAAUAGAGAAACAUGCUACUACUAUAUUCACAAGGGAGAUAUUCAGCAUGUAUGCAUCCCCUGACUCAAGAUGGGAGGUUGUGUAUUGUCAAGCUGAUCAAUCUAUGAAGUGCUCUUCUUUGCUAUUUGAGUCAUAUGGAUAUCCUUGUGGGCACCUAUUUGCUAUUAUGAAGGUUGAACAUUUGAAACAGAUUCCACCGACAUGUAUAAUGAACAGAUGGUUGAAAACAGCACAGUCCGACCUGCCUUACAAACUUGAAUCCCAAAUGUCUCCUGAUAUCAUACGUAUGGCACGGUUUAGUGCAUUGUCUGCUAGUUGUAGUCAAAUGUGUUACUUUGGUUCAAGAACAACACAAGGCUUUGAAGAAUUGAAGGUUGAAAUAGCAAGGUUGACACGCCGCAUGGAGGAACUUUAUAAUUCAAGUAAAGAAGCUGCUGAAGAUGGGAUACGCACUGCAUCCAAUAAAGCAAACUUAAAUGUUCGUGAUCCAGCCAUUGUCAAGACUAAAGGCGACCAUGGUAGCACAAGCAACAGCCACAGCCAUGCGAAAGUUAGGCGAUGCAGCAGUUGUAAAGAUGUUGGACACACAAGGCGCACAUGUCCAUCUACACAUAUUCAACAAGGUGAACAUGUUGAUGGUGACAACAUCCCUAAAUCCAUGGAACAUCCAGCUGUUGGCUCACCUGAUUUGGAAACAAAUUAUUAUAAUUUUCUUUAA
Quercus robur (English oak) is the source of this 1161-nucleotide messenger RNA. RefSeq names its product protein FAR1-RELATED SEQUENCE 5-like. The transcript has 3 exons. The record is from RefSeq and is a predicted model, not a curated record. Gene Ontology annotation, molecular function: zinc ion binding. NCBI's taxonomy places the organism in Eukaryota, Viridiplantae, Streptophyta, Magnoliopsida, Fagales, Fagaceae. Bases 1 to 1161 code for a protein of 386 amino acids.